Molecule: messenger RNA, 1674 nt
Organism: Haemonchus placei
Lineage: Eukaryota; Metazoa; Nematoda; Chromadorea; Rhabditida; Trichostrongylidae
Source: the annotation of a GenBank genome assembly
AUGAAGGAACUCGUUGGUCUACUUUCAUUCAUUUUCGCUUUUUCGCCCAACGUAUCUGCCCAGGAGAGGCAUUUCCCUGUAAACUCUGAGCAAGAGAGUUUACCAGUCGGGAGAGCUACGAGAUCCCUCCUAUUCCCGAACGGCAGACCUGCAGUAAUCGACAUUGCAGUACCAGAAGAGCAACGUUUAUUCGGAAGAGAUCUCAGGGGUGAUUUGGACAAACGGCCGAGUUCAUACGAGCCACAAAGUCUUCAGACUUAUUUGGAUGCAUUCAAACCGCCCCCAUAUCGAAGGAUGGCAGAGAGCGUUGAGGAGUUGAGUUCUGGCGACACUGUUGCUACUAAUGCUUCUUCAGAAGCCCAAAGCCACGACUUCCAGCAGCAACCAACUCGUCGCGCAAUCGGAGAUCCACCUCGUUGUCACUUCGAUGCCGAUAAGUGGGCACUUCAUAUGGAUUCUUCACUUUCCUACGCCGUUAUGUUUGAUCGAAAAACCGGUGGAUCCUGUACGGAUUGCCUGGAAAGGUGUAUAGAACAUCAAGGUGGUGCAUGGACGUGUCGCUCGGUUGUCUACGAUAAUAACUGGAGAAUUUGCGACAUGUUCGCUGUGGCGGGCGUUACCAGCCCAUUCACACUGGUCGAGUAUGAAGGAAGAGACUACUUCGAGUAUCUAGCCGCAAUCCCUCCAUCAGAUGAUGAGCUUACAGAAGCCAGCAAUUUGGCUAUGCAGGAACGGAUAAAUUCUGAAAAGAAGGGAUCCAGGAGCUGUGAAGUAGAACGUAUUGGAAAGACACCAUUGGUGAGGAGGAAAAAAGCAAAUCAAGAUUUAUAUGGAGCGAAACCAAUCCAUGAACAGUUGGAGGCAGAUGAGAAAGAGACGAAGCAGAAGGAUAAGCAACGACGGAAAAAGACGAGUAAACUGCAAAAAGUCGCCAAGGAAGAGGAGCUAGCGACGAUUAUUCCUCCUGUCACAGAUGUCCAAGCAGCUUUCACAGGCGAAAUCUUGGUGGAAUCGAAAACCAUUUCACCAGAGAAAUUUACAACAGUGAUGGAAACAGAAGAGGAUACAUCACUGAGUGAAGGGUCCAGUCAUGGUGAACCGGCGAUAGCAGACACCACAGAGGUCUCCACUGCGGCGGUAAGAGUUAUCAGGAGGAAACCGGCAAAGAAGUUGAACGACAAGACAGUCAAACACACAGAAGCUGUUGGGUCCCGAAUGGAAAGGAAUGAAGGAAUAGUUGGUGGUAGUAGCGGAAAUAAACAAAACAAAGAUUUACGUUUGCAUAAACGAAAAGGAGCUAUCAGAAGAAAGCCGGUUAAUCCAUCCAAAGAAUUCGAUACUGCCGCGCCCUAUGAGAAGCUCUCAACCGAUGUUGCCCGAAUAAAAAUAAAAACCUACCAGCAGAGAAAAGCUGCUGGGGCACUCUCUUCCACGUUACCCCCUCGGAGAGAACGAGUGCGGCUUCAGGGACUGCGCCUGACCGCUGUCAACGAUGAUGAGAGUUCCCGACAGGGAAAAGUUUCCCGGAAAGAAACUGUCAAGAACUGGCAGGAAGGCAGCGAUAAAGGUGCCGUCAAGAGGGUUGAACCACAUUCGUCGAAAGGCAAAGAGACGGGUGAAAGGGCGAAGAAGCAGCCCAAGAGCCGAGGGACUUCGAAGCGACGGGGAUCAAAG